This is a messenger RNA of Sphaerodactylus townsendi, 1978 nucleotides long. RefSeq names its product cytochrome P450 1A5-like. Bases 1 to 852 code for a protein of 283 amino acids. The transcript is spliced from 6 exons. NCBI's taxonomy places the organism in Eukaryota, Metazoa, Chordata, Lepidosauria, Squamata, Sphaerodactylidae. Gene Ontology annotation, biological process: hormone biosynthetic process; progesterone metabolic process. The record is from RefSeq and is a predicted model, not a curated record. Gene Ontology annotation, molecular function: heme binding; iron ion binding; steroid 17-alpha-monooxygenase activity.
AUGUUUACAGAAAAUGUUAUAAGUCUUGGCAUGUUAAAAGCGUCCGGUGUGAAAAGAUGGGAAAUUACCAUCCUUCAUGUCGCCAAGAAGAGAAGAGUGAAUCAACUGACUUUUCACUGGAUUUCCCACCAGAAGAUCCAGAAACAGAAUAAUCUCCGAGACAUCACUGAUGCUCUAUUAAGUGUAAGCAACCCAAAAAACCCUGAUAGCAAAGUUGCAGCCCUAUCUAGUGAUAAAAUAAUAAUUACUGUUAAUGAUAUCUUUGGAGCUGGUUUUGCCACUGUGUCAGGAUACCUGCAGUGGAUGUUCCUGUACCUGAUAAAUUUCCCCAAAAUGCAAGCAAAAAUUCAAGAAGAAAUUGAUGGAAAGAUUGGACUAAAACUACCAAGAUUUGAUGAUCGAAAAUAUUUGCAUUACACAGAAGCAUUCAUCAAUGAACUGUUUAGGCACACCUCCUUUAUACCAUUCACUAUUCCUCACAGUACCACUAAAGACACAACUCUCAAUGGGUACUACAUUCCUCAAAACACAUGUAUCUUUGUGAAUAUGUAUCAAGUAAAUCAUGAUGAAACGUUGUGGGUAGACCCUUAUUUGUUUAAACCAGAGAGAUUUCUGAAUGAAAACGGAGAACUCAACAAGAACCUGGCUGAAAAGGUUAUGAUUUUUGGAAUGGGGAUACGAAAAUGCUUGGGAGAAGAAGUAGCCCGCAAUGAAGUUUUUAUUAUCCUCACCACCAUCCUGCAACACCUGAAACUAGAGAAGCCUGCUGAUCAUCACUUAGAUCUAAGUCCAAUAUAUGGGCUUUCUAUGUCUCCUAAACCAUACCAACUUCAGGUAGUGCAGCGCACUUGAUCAGUUCUGUAAAAAGAAUAAUGCUUCACUUUAUUAACUCACAGUGCAAAGCUAAGAAGAGUUACUCCAGUCUAAGCCAUGGGCUCAGAGGUGUAUCUAGGAUAAGUGGAGCCCAGGGCAAAAUCUGAGUUUUUGCCCCCCCCCCCCCGGGCUCCAUUUUCCCUAGAUUUUGUGCCUAAUGGGAAAUAGAUGUGGACGUGCUGCUGUCGGCUUGGUAGCCGUGCCAAGCUUGGCAGCUGUGCCAGAAGGGGGGUAGUCCGAAUGGUCCAGAAGCAACCCCUCCCACCACACCCCACCUAUCUGCCACCCCCUUGGAGGUGGUCCAAUUUGGGCUGGAGGGGCAAGAGGGUGAGGAGGCUCUGCACCCCGACCAGGUGAAGGUCAGCAGCAGCAGGAGCAGUAGCAGAGGUGCAUCCUUGAGGAGGCUCAUGGUGGCAUCCUGCAUGAGUGACGCUCUUCUCUGGGCCAGCCGGCGGGUUUUAUGGGCCUGGCGGAGUGGUGGGAGCAUCUUCUCCGAUGAACAAAGGGGUGCUGCUGGACAGCCACUGUGGGGGGAGGGCGGGGAAGGCAGGCAGCGCUCCAGUGGCACAGCCGGACAGGGCCACUUGCACAACAGCUGCCGAGCAAGUAGAGGUGUGGUGGUGGAAGCUCCACUGGGGUCACUGCUAGGAGGGGAGAGGCUCAGUGUCCCAGUUCUCUGCCCCUGGUGGGCUUCCCCAUGCGUGGCCCCGGUGGCCAAGGAUGUCUCUGUGUGGGGAAUGCCAAGAGCAGCCACCUCCAAGGGUGGUCCAGCAACAGCCCUUCAGCUGCCGCCACUGAUCCCUAGGCACAGAGGGAUGUGGCCAUGGGGUUUUCUGCCCCCCACGUGACUAAAUGGCCUCUGCCCAGGGACAUGUGAUCCCACAUGUCCUCGUGGGCAGUAGGCCACUGCAUGGCCUUAAACUGGAGUUACUCUUCUUAGGAUUGCAAUGUUAGUCAUAAUUAAAAUCUGUGCCAGUGCCUAAAAACUGAAUUCUGAAACUUAAGCUAAAAUUGCAUAUAUACUUUUCUCCUGUCUAUUUACCAUUCAUCUAAGUUUCUCCUAUCCAAUCUCAUCUGUUAAUAAAUUUUUAUUUUGUUUGUUGAA